Messenger RNA from Sceloporus undulatus (fence lizard), 2075 nucleotides. RefSeq names its product lysosomal acid glucosylceramidase-like. The record is from RefSeq and is a predicted model, not a curated record. The transcript is spliced from 7 exons. Gene Ontology annotation, molecular function: glucosylceramidase activity. Gene Ontology annotation, biological process: glucosylceramide catabolic process. NCBI's taxonomy places the organism in Eukaryota, Metazoa, Chordata, Lepidosauria, Squamata, Phrynosomatidae. The coding region runs from base 158 to 1108 and encodes 316 amino acids.
GGGAUAGAGUACAAUCUACUGCGCCUGCCCAUGGCAAGUUGUGACUUCUCAGUAAGACCAUACACUUAUGAUGACUCACCAUAUGACUUUGAGCUGAAGAACUUCAGCCUGGUUGAAGAAGAUAUCAAAAUGAAACCCAUGGACUUCUCCGAUUUGGAUGAAAACCAACGAGGACUGGAAAGGGAAGGGAUCCCUCAAGGGGAAUGCAGGCGACCAGUACCACAAGACGUGGGCCAACUAUUUUGUAAGAUUCCUAGAUGAAUAUGCCAAGCAUAAUUUGACCUUCUGGGCCAUAACAGCUGAGAAUGAGCCUACUGCUGGACUGAUCAAUAACUACCCUUUCCAGUGCCUGGGAUUCACUGCUGAGCAGCAGCGGGACUUUAUUGCACUGGACCUGGGCCCAGCCCUAGUGAACAGCACACACAAGGACAUCCGUCUCAUCAUCCUGGAUGACAACCGGGUGCAUCUGCCCCACUGGGCCAAGGUGGUGCUGAGCGGGGACAGCAAGGCUUACCGUUAUGUCCAUGGCAUUGGCCUGCAUUGGUACCUCGAUUUCAUCGCCCCCAUUACUGACACGGUGGCAGCCACCCAUCAGCUCUACCCAGACUAUUUCCUAAUUUCCACUGAAGCCUGUGCUGGAUCACACUUUUGGGAGAGAGACGUGAUCCUUGGUUCUUGGGAUCGGGGCAACCAGUACAGCCGCAGCAUCUUGUCGAACCUUAACAACCACGUCACAGGCUGGAUCGACUGGAAUUUAGCCCUUGAUUUAGAAGGAGGCCCCAAUUGGGUGAAGAAUUUUGUAGAUAGUCCGAUCAUUGUAGACACAUCCAACGAUGCCUUCUACAAGCAGCCCAUGUUCUAUCAUAUGGGACACUUUAGCAAAUUCAUCCCUGAAGGCUCCCAGCGGGUUGGGCUGAGAGUCCUCCAGAAAUACCUGGGGUCCAACUUGGAGCAUGUGGCUGUACUUCGCCCUGAUGGAUCUGCUGUAGUGGUUGUUCUUAACCGGUCUGGCGUGAAUGUCUCCUUUGGAAUUUCUGAUGAAGCUGGCCUUAUCGUGAGUGAAAUCCCUGCCAACUCUAUUCAGACUUAUCUGUGGAGGCGCGAGUGAGGAAGCAGGCCAUGGUUCAGCAUCUUGGCUUUAGGGAAAAGACUGAAUAAAGGCCACCAUGCUUUGAGAGGCCAAACCUACCUCAAGGUGUGCCACCACUCUUAGAAACUCUAGCCUUGUUCACUAUGCCAUUCACCAAACUUGGUCUUUGUGGCCUACCUCAUUUACUCUCUAUUCCAAAGCCAAGGGCUGGAGUGGCCCUAGUGAACUGGCCAUCAAGGUCAGUUCUGUCUUGAGUCACAAUCUGUGCUGGGAAAGGCCUGAAGAUAUCACUGGAAAUAAAUCUUCACUUGAUGUGAGACAAAGAUGCUAAGGCCAACAACACUCAGGGCAACCUAAAUGAAGGAGGCCUCACUGGAUGGGGUACUCAGGUCCAGGAGAGAAGCAACACAUUUGCUUUGCCUGCUGGUUGAGAGUCUGUUGUUAAGUCUUUUCCCCUUUACACUUCUGAUAUUAAAGAGAAUCUUACUCUAUUAAUUAUCCCCACAUGCUACCCCUGCAUGUUUUCUGUAUUGUGAGAUGCCGCAUUGUAGCUGCAACAGGGGAACUAUGAAGAGUUGCCUGUGGACUGGGACCUCUAACCAAGGUAAAACAAUUUUCUUCUUCUUAAAUUUGGACUGAAUUUGCAUGUUUUACCUCUACAUCACCAUAAUGUUCCUGAUGCAAAAACAUGGAGACUUCUUGAGGAAAGAGGCCUGUGAUCUCACUGGAAUGGAGACAUGUUGGACUGCAAAAAGAGGGCUCCCUGUUGAGAUGCAAAUGGACUUUAAAUUUCCUGGACUUUGAAAAUCUCUUCAUUGCCACAUGGCCAGAAAGAGGAGGAGCCUGCCUGCCAAAGAUAUCCUCUCCAACAUACAGUCGUCCCUUCUUAUACACGGAUUCAAGCAUACACAGUUUGAAAAUGUUCCAAAAAGUAUAAAUUUACCUUGAUUUUCCAUUUUUUAUAAGGGACACCAUUUUGCUAUGU